UAUUUUCAGAAGCAAGGCUAAAUAACUUGAAGGCUUUCCAUUGCGCUGGAUUACCCUUUCCACGCAAUGCGGUUCCUUCUUACGAGUCCUUAGAACAGGCGGUUCUUGCCUCCCGUGGCGUAGGAGAUUAGGGUAUCGAACCUAGUGCAUUACAGUAUCCUAAGGCGUCGAGUAGCGACAGGUGGUUCUCGCCGUCUUGAUUUCCCAUGGCGAAUCGGACAGAUCCAAGGGCGCGAACGGUUCACGGCACCAACCCGCAGAAUUUAGUGGAGAAGAUUCUUCGCGCCAAGAUCUAUCAGAACAUCUACUGGAAGGAACAAUGCUUCGGCCUCACAGCUGAAACCCUGGUCGAUAAGGCUAUGGAUCUGGACCAUUUCGGAGGAACGUUCGGAGGAAAUCGCAAACCUACCCCUUUCAUGUGUCUGAUUCUCAAGAUGCUACAGAUUCAACCGGAGAAGGAGAUUGUGGUUGAGUUCAUAAAAAACUCCGAUUACAAGUACGUGCGGCUGCUCGGGGCGUUCUACCUGCGGCUGGUGGGGAAGCCCAUGGAUGUGUACCAGUACUUGGAGCCGCUGUACAACGACUACCGGAAAGUGCGGCGGAAACUGGACAGUGGAAGCUAUGUGUUGUCACAUGUGGACGAGUUCAUUGAGGAGCUUCUCACACUCGACUCCAGUUGCGACAUUGCGUUGCCUCGCAUACCUCGAAGGUGGACGUUGGAAGCAGCAGGGCAGUUGGAGCUGAGGAAGAGUGGUCUGGAUUACGACGAGAUGGAGGAGGAAGAGGAAGAAGAGGAGGAGGAGCGGGAACCUGUUCCUGAUAAGGCCGAGGAGAAAGAGCGGUAUCGGGACAGAGACGGGGAGAGAGACAGGGACAGGGACAAAGAAAGGGAUAGGGAUAAGGACAGAGACAGAGACUUGGACAGGGACAGGGACAGAGAUCGGGACAGGGACCGGGAGCGAGACAGGGACAAGGAUCGCGACUAUUCCAGGGACCGGGAUCGAGACAGGGACAGAGACAGAGGCAGGGAUCGAGACAGAGACAGAGACAGGGACAGGGGCAGGGACAGGGAUAGGGAUAGAGAUAGGGAGAGGGACAGAGACACGGACAGAGAUUGGGCAAGAGACAGGGGAAGGGAGCGAGACAGAGACAGGGACAGGGGUAGAGACAGGAGCAGGGAAAGAGAUAGGGGUAAGGACAGGGAGAGGGACAGGGAUAGGGAUAGGGAGCGGGAUAGAGACAGGGACAGAGAUGGAGAGAGGGAACGGGACUAUGAUGGGGAAAGGAACAGAGAUGGUGAUUCGAGGAAGCGUGAUCGAAGGGAUGAGAUGGCUGAUGAGAACAGGGAGAAGAAGACCAAGAAGGAUAAGAAGGAAAAGGCUGCAGACGGGACAGAUCAUGAGGAUCCUGAAAUUGCAGAAGCCAACAAACUUCGUGCAAAGCUUGGAUUGAAGCCUCUUCGUGCUUGAGAUCUCUGGGGGACAAUCAGAUAUGUAGGCUAGGGGUCAAAUGCUUUGCUCGUUUAGAUUGAAUGAUUUAUGUAAAGCCUUUAGUCUUGGAAUUGGUUUACCUUUACUCGACUGU
Molecule: messenger RNA, 1584 nt
Organism: Closterium sp. NIES-67
Lineage: Eukaryota; Viridiplantae; Streptophyta; Zygnematophyceae; Desmidiales; Closteriaceae
Source: the annotation of a GenBank genome assembly